Messenger RNA from Benincasa hispida (wax gourd), 1753 nucleotides. Its product is annotated as mogroside I-E synthase-like. The record is from RefSeq and is a predicted model, not a curated record. Lineage: Eukaryota; Viridiplantae; Streptophyta; Magnoliopsida; Cucurbitales; Cucurbitaceae. Gene Ontology annotation, molecular function: quercetin 7-O-glucosyltransferase activity; quercetin 3-O-glucosyltransferase activity.
UGAUAAUAUGGAGAUUACAUCUUAAUAAGGCUAUUUUCUAAAAAUUGAGUUGACAAAUCAACCUCACCCCAUACUUCUUAUCUAUAAAACAUAACAAAAAGAAGAAACCCAUUUAAUCCCAUGUUCUCAAAAGAGUGGUUUAGAAGAAUGAUGAGAAACCACCAUCAUUUUCUUAUUGUAUGUUUCCCUUCUCAAGGAUACAUUAAUCCUUCCCUUCAACUUGCCAACCAACUCACAACCCUAAAUAUUGAAGUCACCUUUGCCACCACCAUCGCCGCCGGCCGCCGUAUGAACAUAGUCCAACAAAUCCCUUCACCAUCAACCUUAUCUUUCGCCACCUUCUCCGACGGUUUCGACAACGAUGAAAAUCUCAAAACCAACUACGACUUCGACCACUACGUCUCCGAGCUCAAACGCUGCGGCUCUCAAUCGCUAAUCGAUCUCAUCACUUCAUCCAGCCACGGCCAUCGCCGUCGUCCAUUCACUUUUGUAAUCUACAGCCUCCUUCUAAAUUGGGCAGCUGAUAUUGCUACUUCUUUUAAUAUCCCUUCAGCUCUUUUCUCUGCUCAGCCUGCCACUGUUUUAGCUUUGUAUUAUUAUUACUUUCAUGGCUUCGGGGAUGAAAUUAUCAACAAGCUCCAAAUUAACAACCCCUCUUUGUCCAUAGAAUUACCAGGUUUGCCAUUGUUUAAAAUUCAUGACAUGCCUUCUUUUUUCUCUCCUUCUGGCCCACAUGCAUUUAUUAUUCCUCCAAUGAGAGAACAAAUGGAAUUUCUUGGUCAACGAAAAAAGCCAACAACAGUUUUAGUCAACACAUUUGAUGCUUUGGAAAAUGAAGCCUUGAGAGCAAUUAAUGAGUUGAAAAUGGUAGCAAUUGGACCUUUGAUUAGUGAAUUUCAUGGGGAUUUAUUUCAAGUGUCAAAUGAAGAUAAUUAUAUUGAAUGGUUGAAUUCAAAGGAAAAUUCUUCAGUUGUUUAUUUAUCUUUUGGGUCAAUUUGUGUGUUGUGUAAAGAACAAGAGGAAGAGAUUUUGUAUGGUUUAGAAGAAAGUGGGUAUCCAUUUUUGUGGGUAAUGAGAUCCAAAAAGGAUGAAGAAGAUGAGAAGAAAUGGAAGGAAUUAGUGGAAGGGAAAGGAAGAAUUGUGAGUUGGUGUAGACAAAUUGAAGUAUUGAAACAUCCUUCAUUGGGUUGUUUUAUUACACAUUGUGGUUGGAAUUCAACAUUAGAAAGCUUGAGUUUUGGGGUGCCAAUGGUGGGUUUUCCACAACAAAUAGAUCAACCUACUAAUGCAAAGCUUGUAGAAGAUGUGUGGAAGAUGGGAGUGAGAGUGAAGGCUAAUUCACAAGGAAUUGUGGAGAGGGAAGAAAUUAGGAGAUGUUUGGAUUUGGUAAUGAAGAGGAAAGAUGGAGAAAGGGAAGAGAUUGAGAAGAAUGUUAAAAAGUGGAAAGAAAUGGCUUGGGAGGCUAUCAAUGAAGGUGGAUCCUCAAUUUUGAAUCUUGUGAACUUUGUUGAUGAGAUUGAUGUGGGUGAUGCCUGAGUACUCCACCUUUUUAUGAUUGACAUAUGAGUUUUUUUUUUUUUUUCCUUUCAAGUUUUAGGAUAAUAAGAGGAUCUGAAUCAUAGACCUCUUAGUCGUUAAAAUAUCUAUAUGCUAGUGAAACUAUGUUUGUUUCGGUUAUUUGAUUGACAAUGAGUUACAAGAUGUCGACUAUAAUAUAUGUCAAUUUUUAGUAUCAAGAUUUGGAUUUCUUUCA